CGUUUUCACGCGAGAUUACAGGUAGCGCUUGUCUGUUAUCUGCGGAGAGGAAAAAAGGAGGGGAGUCACCACAGCUACAGCGUACUGUUGUAUAAGAAAAAUGUUAAUGUUAAACCAGCAAGAGUGCAUUAGGACGGCGGUGCAAGAUAUCUGAAGAAUUCACUUUGGCAGAGGAAAAGCGCCUAAUUAAUUUUGGUCGCAAGUGGAACCGUCAGCAAGGCGGAACAGUGCCGCGCAAUCCGAAGAAAAGAAAAACAGCGGCCUAUUUUUGUUCGGAAGGGUUGACUGGUUGAGUGUACAUGCCAGCACCGAUACUGCAGCUUGGUUCGUGGAAAUGCUUGGAAAAUGUUGUUUAUUUUAAGGAUUGGCCUCUGCAGACUUGCCGGUGAAUUACAAUUGUGAGAGCUUUUAUGGGAUGAGCCACUGAACGAAUCAGAGGGAGAAGCGGCCCUGUUUGUUUCUGCAGCAGCACCGCCAUGAGAGUCGGCGACAGCAGUGGACAAUAAACACAUUUUUUAAAAACACAUUAUUAACCCCUUUCGCGAUUGUCUGAAUGCAUUUGAACAACGUGGACCUAUGGAAUGGAAAAACUCACAAGUCGUUCCCUAGAAAGCAAAUCAGACUUUUGAGAGCCAGGAUCUUGCGAUAAGUGAACUGAUUCGAGAGCUCUGCUGGGAUUUUUCUUUGGCUGUCCAAGCUAGCCGAGGGAAUCGAGCGUUGAGACGUUGAGAGCGUAGGGCCACCAACCGUUACAACCUCACAGAUUGCUAACAUGGAAGUUCCGUUCUAAGGAAAUAUUUGUAGAUUAGUUUUGGAUUAAAUAAUUCACGCGCACAAGGUUGCAGCAGCCCAGUUUUACAUUUGUUUUUUUUUGUUACAUGCGCGCGCAAAACUACGAGCGAACAUGUUUUUCUGGCCGUUUUUCGUGCCGUGGAGAAGAGGAAAGAGCUAAAGCCGCGAUGGAGCCGCGCCGCUGUGCUUCCCUUCCUUACGUUUGAAAGCGGGGCUCGCUGUGUGCGGCGAUUGGAUUGAAUUGACAGCCCGGGAGGGCUUCAUCAUCAUCAUCAUUAACCCGCGUUUGGCCGUUCGCGGAGGGGGUGGGGCGUAAACCGCUCUGCUGCCUGCAGGUUUUGUGCUAUUUUUAAUUUUUAAACAAUUCUAUCCCCAAGUCAUCUGGCGCUGCUUGGGUUUCUUUUUUACCUCAUGUAUCACCCGGAGACUCUUUGGGAUCUAUGGUUAGACUAAAAGCAUCAGCACUGUGCAGUUAUUUUUCAAGAAAGUAAUAACUGCCAAAGGAUUUAUUUUGGGCUGGAUUUCUUUCUUUAAAAAAAAACAAAACAUUUCCAGAACUGGAUCCAUCCGGCGGGAAGUUGCUGAGAUGAACCCGGUGAAUGCCACCGCUCUUUACGUGUCAGCUUGUCGUUCGGUGCUGCAGUGCGAUCCGAGGGACCCACAGUCGUUUGCGGAGCUUUACAAGCUCUUCCCUUUCUUCAGGCAGUCUCUGUCAUGCCUUGUUUGUGGGAACUUGCUGCAAGAUCCGAUAGCUCCAACUAACUCCACCUGUCAGCAUUAUGUAUGCAAAGCCUGUAAGGGCAAAAAGAUGAUGAUGAAACCAUCUUGCAGUUGGUGUAAGGAUUAUGAACAAUUUGAGGAAAAUAAGCAACUUUGCAUUUUAGUUAGUUGUUACCGGAAACUCUGUGAAUACAUUGCCGAAUCUCCUCUAGCUCCGCACAUUGCUAGUGCUGUUGGAGGUUCUCCGGAUAUUUUGGGAAUGCUAAAAGAAGGCCUGUUCUGUGAGGAUGAACAAGAAGAUUCCCAGGUAGCUGUCUCACUUUGUUUGUCACAUUCCCCAAUCCCUUCCACCUCGGAGCACCAUGGCAGCUCACAGUUGGAAGCUCUGCCUGAUGAAGCAGCUGAUAUGGAAAUCGGUAUGCCUGGUAUUAAUGGAUUACAUGACUGUAACGGGCUCUCAGUGGAUGAGCUUGCUGCUAGCCUUCCCACCUCUGAAAAUGCAACGACCACCAUUGAUGUCUGCAGCACAGGAGAGGAUCUUAAAAGUCAAACAUUUCCAGAUGACUUGCCACCAGUGUGUGAAGCUGUCACCUCUGGGGACCUCUGCACUGAUGGCAUCGAUAUCUGUAGCUUUAGCGAGGACAUGAAACACAAUAAUGACCCACUACUGCUGACUGUUGAGGAGGUGUUGCGUAGUUUGGAGCCAGACACAGAGGGGGAAGAUUGCAGUGAUGUUUUGACACCAAAUCUGGAAGCUACAGGUUCUUUGAAUGGACCUUUUACUGACUCCAAGCUGCCAUCUCUACCUUUGGACUCUGCAGCCUUUAUUUCUUGUCAUCCCCAACCUUCAUCAGGUAUCUCCUGUUCUGCAGCCACACCCAAAGUGGUUCGGUUGAACCGUAAACGGUCUCGCUCUGAAAGUGACAGUGAAAAGAUCCUGCCUUUGCCCAUUUCCACAAUUAUACGAGGGCCCCCUUUGGCGGCGGCAGCACCGGUGACAAUUAAGAGAGAACUGAAGAUUCCAGUUCAGGCGGUUGCUACUGUGCCAAAUGGGGGUACCCCUAAAAUUAGCAAAACUUUGUUGGUAUCAAGUAAGAGUAUUAAAAAGAGUGCUGACCAUGGGGCCAAGAAAGCCUACUCCAAGUCUAAACAAGGGGUUCCCAAGACCAAGGACAAAAUAAAAGACCGUCUCCCCACUAAUAACUUAAUGCCAGGGAGCCCCACCAAAGUUGUGUACAAAAAGCCCCAGGAAAAAAAGGGAUGCAAGUGUGGCCGGGCCACUCAAAAUCCAAGUGUUCUUACGUGUCGUGGCCAACGGUGUCCAUGUUACUCCAAUCGUAAAGCCUGUUUGGACUGUAUUUGUCGGGGAUGUCAGAACUCUUACAUGGCUAAUGGUGAGAAAAAGUUGGAGGCCUUCGCUGUACCAGAAAAGGCCUUGGAGCAAACCCGUCUCACCCUGGGUAUCAAUGUCACUAGCAUUGCAGUGCGGAAUGCAAGCACAAGCACCAGCGUCCUCAAUGUCACUGCAGGUUCCCCUCUCCCUGCAUUCUUAGCUGCCAGCCCGCAUGAUGACAAAAGCUUUGAAGAGACUCUCGAUAUGAGGUUUGACUGCUGAACUCUAUCCAUGUGCUCUCCCCUCUUUUAACAAUGUGACUGGAUAGGGAGAUGUCACUACACUUUUAAGGCAGCUAUGGUUCUGUUCUAGUUUAGUUUCAAAAUAAAACUAAAAAAUAUAUAUCUAUAUAUAUAUAUAUAAAAAUAUUGCCAAAGCACCUGCCUAUAAAUCUCUUGUACAAAAUGGUCCCAUCAUAUAUACUUUAGGCCAUUAGAAAGGGAACUACAUUGUCAUCAUGUUAAAGUCUACAAGUGAUUUAUACAAAAUAGUCUUUGGCAAGUGAAACUUGACCUCAUUGUUGUUGGUCAUGCUCUGUGCAUAAUCAUAAAAGGUUCAGGUAACAAAAAACAAAACAAAGGUACCUGCUCUGUCAGUGGAGAUUGGUUGUGUUUAUAACCUUUUUGUAUACUAGAUAACUAAAUCCAGAAAAGAUUUCCGACUUAACAUCACUUUCCGAGUUUACAGUAUUGGUUGGAUGUCACCUUACAAAGUAUUGUCUAUCGGAGGCAGGCUGCUGUUCUACAGGUGCAAGGCAGUGUAAUGCAGUAUGUACAGUUUGUCCAAAAUUCUGUUCCAGUCUUGUUUGUGCUAGUUUUUGCUGUCUCUGAAAACUGUUGUGUCCUGUCUUUUUAAACUUUCAUUUGGACGUUUUUCCCUUAAAUUGUAACUGAAUUGUAAUAAGCUACUGCUUUCCUAUUUUCCUUCUGUGGAUAAGCAAAAUAAGCUGGAGAGGAGGGAAGCGUUUUAAGAACGUAGCCAGCCAUAGGCCAAAUGUUGGGUUUCAAGUUGAGUCUCCAGACGGACUGAGAUGAGGCCACUCUCUCAAAGAGAGAACAUUUGGCUAAUCUGCACUUGAUGUUGGAAAGGACCAUACUUUAAGCACUUAUUAUGAUUCGAAAGUUCAUACUACUUGAUUUAUCAUAGCAAUAUUAUAAAAAGUCAUAUGCACAUGUGUUUUUAAAUUAAUUUCGAUCAAGAUAGGAUAACCUAAAGCAAAUAAUUGGUGCAGUUCCUAAUAGGUGGCUGCCUUCCCCAUGCUCCAUUUUAACAUUAUUGGCUCAUGAAACGUUGUUUCCAGUCUUCUGAUGGCACGGAGAGAGUAAAACUUACACAGGACAUCAGGGCCGCUCACGAGAUACUGGCAGGGUUUUUUUCCACAGAACCAGUCCCUCCAAAGAAACCUUUUUUGUUUGUAAAUGUUUGAAGGAUUUCUGCCUUAUUUAUUUUAUACUUCAAUUUUUCUUAACAUUCAGAUCCAAAACCUUUUUGAUUUAGCACACAGCAUGCACGGUGACAGUUAUUAACCUAGUGUACAGAUAAAAUGAAUGUGCAGGUUAUUCUAUCAGACAGAUCCCACGGCGCCUUCUGUUUUAUAGUUUUACCUGGUAUCAUUUCCUGUGACUGUGGUCAGGUAGUGUUUUGAAGCCAUAGGAGAAAACAAAAUGUGACUUGUGUCCAGUCUGUACUUUUUUUUUUUUUUUCUUUUCUUUUUUUUGUUCUGUUGUUUUGAUUUGCAAGAAGAGUUGAAAAACUAUUUUUGAUAAUGAGAGUAAAUGGUGGAAAUGC
Messenger RNA from Erpetoichthys calabaricus (reedfish), 4693 nucleotides. RefSeq names its product MSL complex subunit 2a (gene msl2a). Gene Ontology annotation, cellular component: MSL complex. The transcript is spliced from 2 exons. Lineage: Eukaryota; Metazoa; Chordata; Cladistia; Polypteriformes; Polypteridae. The record is from RefSeq and is a predicted model, not a curated record. The coding region runs from base 1379 to 3127 and encodes 582 amino acids. Gene Ontology annotation, molecular function: ubiquitin protein ligase activity.